UUUUAUAAUUGCUGUCCUAAUCUCAUUUUUGUAUAUAUAUGCAUCAGUAAUCUGGUGUAUUUUUACAAAGCACCACAACGGUAUUGUAUUACAGCAAUAUCAUUAAUUUAAAUAUAAAUUUAUAUCAGCCUUUCCAAUAUUGAGUCAAUAUUCCAACAAUGUCCUCGAAUGGCCAAAUUCAGCAGCAGCAGGACCAGCAGGCAAAGUCUAACAAGCAACAUUUCGAUACACUCGCUCUUCAUGCUGGCCACAGCCCUGACACUUCUUCUAAUUCUCGUGCUGUCCCCAUCUACCAGUCAGCCGCCUUUGUUUUUCGCAGCGCCGAACAUAUAGCCAAUCUGUUUUCCUUCAAGGAAGAAGGGCAUACGUACGGGCGCAUGGGAAACCCAACUAACGAUGUAUUCGAGAAGCGUAUCACCGCUCUCGAGGGUGGUGUAGGCGCCCUUGCUACUUCCUCCGGCCAGUCUGCUCAAUUUGUGGUUGCCAGUACCCUCUGCGAGGCCGGCUCAAACAUUAUAAGCAGCAGCUGUGUCUAUGGUGGCACUUACAACCAGUUCAAGGUUGCACUCCCACGCCUGGGCAUUAAUGUCAAGUUUGUCAAUGGUGACGAUGCUGCCAAAAUUGAGUCUCUUAUCGACGAUAACACUCGCGCAGUGUUUAUCGAAACAAUUGGCAACCCCAAGUACAAUGUGCCUGAUAUCCGCGCUAUUGCCAACGUUGCUCACAAGCAUGGCGUGCCGUUGGUUGUUGACAACACUUUUGGCAUGGGUGGCUAUCUUGCUCGCCCAAUCGAGCAUGGUGCUGACAUUGUCACCCAUUCGGCGACCAAGUGGAUUAAUGGGCAUGGUACUGCAAUUGGCGGUGUUGUUGUUGAUGCUGGCACAUUCCCCUGGAACAAUGGCCGCUUCCCUUGCUUUACUGAGCCUUCUCCUGGAUAUCACGGUCUCAAGUUCUGGGACACAUUUGGUCCUGAAAGCUCAUUUGGCACCAAUGUCGCCUUCAUUUUCCGUGCUCGCGCUGAGGCUAUGCGUGACUUUGGGCCCACCGCUGCUCCAUUCUCAUCAUGGCUGUUUGUGCAGGGCCUGGAGACUUUGCCUCUGCGCGGCGAACGCCAUAACACAAAUGCAUUGGCGCUGGCUAGGUGGCUGGCACAGCAUCCUGCUGUCUCGUGGGUGUCAUACCCAGGCCUCGAGGAUCACCCAUAUCAUGAGAAUGCCAAAAAGUAUCUGCACAACGGCUUUGGCGGUAUGCUGAGCUUUGGUAUCAAGGGUGGGGUUGAGGCAGGCAAUACGUUUAUGGCAUCUCUCAAGCUCACAUCGCAUCUGGCCAAUGUGGGUGAUGCCAAAACGUUGGCAAUUCAGCCUGCUACAACCACCCAUGUGCAGCUGUCGCCCGAGGAACAGCUCUCUGCUGGUGUUACCCCCGAUCUUAUACGCAUAUCUGUUGGUCUGGAGAAUAUCGAAGACAUCAAGGACGAUUUUGAGGCCGCUCUUUUGGAAUCCUCUUUUUGCUUUGGGCGAAUUCCUUUUGAAAGGUGAGAAGCGAAGUAUCAUGGAAAAAAGUUGGCAAUCGAUGGCGCCAUCUCCAAUUCCGUCAUUUGUGCAGACUGCAGCGCCAUACGUCUGCUGCUGCUACACUCGUCUUCUACUGAGGGUAGUGCAGAGCACAUUAGAAAAUUCGAAAAGCAAUUGGAAGGGUCUAAGCGUAUGGAAUGCACGCAUUUUUAAGUUGUCAGUAGACGCCAGCGGGUAAUGUCGGAACAGGCAAUUACAGUUCCAAAAAUAAAGAAAUAGAGAGCAGAUGGGUGGGGUGGUGUUAUUGAGUAAUGUACAAGAGAAAUUAAGAGUGUAAGGGAUACAAAAUUAUGCGUAUCAGUUGGCUGAGAAG
This is a messenger RNA of Kickxella alabastrina, 1887 nucleotides long. Its product is annotated as O-acetylhomoserine/O-acetylserine sulfhydrylase. Lineage: Eukaryota; Fungi; Kickxellomycota; Kickxellomycetes; Kickxellales; Kickxellaceae. Gene Ontology annotation, biological process: transsulfuration. Bases 159 to 1538 code for a protein of 459 amino acids. The transcript has 2 exons. The record is from RefSeq and is a predicted model, not a curated record. Gene Ontology annotation, molecular function: transferase activity, transferring alkyl or aryl (other than methyl) groups; pyridoxal phosphate binding.